This is a messenger RNA of Cylindrotheca closterium, 714 nucleotides long. NCBI's taxonomy places the organism in Eukaryota, Bacillariophyta, Bacillariophyceae, Bacillariales, Bacillariaceae. The record is from the annotation of a GenBank genome assembly.
AUGCGAACAGCUUCCAACUUUCUCGUAUCUACCUCUCGACGAGGACUGGCUCAUCACCUGCGAGGUUUGCCGUCAGCAGGAUGCCAAUCCAUCAAGAGCAACGCUCCAUUAUUGUGGCGUCAACAAGUAGUAGUUCCUCCUCACCAAGCGGCAUCCUUCUCCACCAAUGAAGGACCCAGUGGGAUUUCAGGAUGGAUGGAAUCACGAAAGGAACGACAGGAAAAAGAGAAUUACAUGGAGCAAAUGGAGCGUCUUUCCAAUAUGGAAGAGUUGACUUUGCUCAAGUACCGAGAAGAAUUGGACCGAGGAUUGGAUAGCUGGGGUGCCAAGCUUUCCUUUGGACUAACAAAGGAAAUUAAACUUGCCAAGGAAGUUGUUGCAUGCAUCAACUGUUUCAUUGAGGUUUUGGGAAACGAUGCAACUGCCGAUGACUUGAUUGAAAUGGAUCGAUUGCAACGUCUCAAGGUGGCAACGGCAAGCAACAAGUCUAUGGAGGACAUUCAAAUCAUGAUUUCGCAGGUUCAAAACAUGGACUUGAUGCAACGGACACUACGGAAACGAAAGGCAGAAGGAAAACCCAUUCCACCAGACUCUAAUUCCAUGCAAGCUGCGAUAAAGAAAGAUGCAUUAUCUGUCAUGAGCAAAUCACAAAAGGAGAUGAUGAUGAAGCGACAAAUGGAACUAGGAAGGCGAAUGGCCCGAAAGCGAAGAUAG